AUGCAGCUGUCUAUGCUCAACAGCUUUAUUGUGUAUCAAAAGGAUGGUGGUCAAAAACCAUUCCUGGAAUUUUAAUGCGAAGUGAUUGCAGCCCUUAUCUUUGAAACUGGUGCUGACAUGGAGAUUCCUAGAAAGGAGCAUUUCGUAAGGCUUACUGAGCGUCACUUUGUUUCACCUGUUACAGAAACAGCCUCUAAACAAAAGCCUCAGAAGAGAUGCAGGGUGUGCUAUAAGAAAAAGGUUCGCAAGGACAGUCACUACCACUGUCCAAACCGUCCAAGCAGUCCGCGACUUUGUUACUAUCCAUGUUUUGAACUUUACCACACUAAAGUCAAUUACUGGGUGUGA
Messenger RNA from Porites lobata, 348 nucleotides. NCBI's taxonomy places the organism in Eukaryota, Metazoa, Cnidaria, Anthozoa, Scleractinia, Poritidae. The record is from the annotation of a GenBank genome assembly.